Messenger RNA from Hyphopichia burtonii NRRL Y-1933, 962 nucleotides. It is a transcript of the gene PEP12, whose product is annotated as SNAP receptor. Lineage: Eukaryota; Fungi; Ascomycota; Pichiomycetes; Serinales; Debaryomycetaceae. The record is from RefSeq and is a predicted model, not a curated record. Gene Ontology annotation, cellular component: SNARE complex; endomembrane system; membrane. Bases 28 to 954 code for a protein of 308 amino acids. The transcript has a single exon. Gene Ontology annotation, biological process: intracellular protein transport; vesicle fusion; Golgi to vacuole transport. Gene Ontology annotation, molecular function: SNAP receptor activity; SNARE binding.
CUUGAUAUCGACUCUGCUAUCAUCAAAAUGUCUUUCAAUCAACAGGGCUCGUUCGCGAACGACCUAGAGAGUGAUGCUGCAGAUGCUAGAUCGAAUAAUUACAAGGAUUUUCCCGAAUUCGAUUCGUUAUCCCAGGCUCUAGACAAUAAUCUCUAUAAUAUAAAUAACAAUCAAUUUGUAUCAUUAAAAAACCUCCUACAGCAGUAUGAAUCCUUACUUAAUGAUUACGAUACUACCGAAAUCUCUUCUCCAUCAACACAGCAGUCAAAUCAUGCCAGUAAGCUAAGUUUGAGAAUUAGUGAGUUAUUCAAAAAAACAAAUGAUUCAUUCAAAAAUUUGAAUAAAACUACUAAUCAGUUGAAUGAAUACCUUAAUGAAUGUGAGAAUAACCAUGAAGAUGAAGAUACUUUACGUUAUUUGAGACAAAAGGAAUCUAUUCUAAUCAAACUAAUUAAAUCAAGUAUUAAUCAAUUCAGAAAAUAUCAAAAGAAAUACGAAUCUUUGCAACAAUCAUAUAUCAAUAAAAUUGGUCAGGUAAGAAACUCGGCAUUAAACGAUGAGACUAAUGCAUCAGGCGUUCCAGAACAACAACAGGAACAACAACAGGUUUCGGCACAAGUUCAAAUAACGUAUGAACCGAUAAAUGCUGAAGAACUCGAACAACAAUCUCUAAUGAUCCAAGAACGUGAACGGGAAAUUCACCAAAUAACCCAAGAUACUUCUGAAAUUAAUGAAAUAUUCCAAAAUUUACAAGAUAUAAUCCAUGAACAACAAUUCUCUAUUGAUAAUAUAGAAGGUAAUAUCAUAAAUUAUGCUAAUAAUACCCAUGGGGCUUCUAAUGAAUUGAGACGUGCGGAAAGGUAUCAAAGACGUGCUGGUGGUAGAAUGUUUUGUUGUCUUUUGAUCUUAAUAGGUGUUUUGGGUUCCAUAGUAUUUAUAGGGCUAGUCUUUUAAAUAUAUUU